AUGCCGUCCGACAAGACCAUUGGAGGCGGGGAUGACGCAUUCAACACGUUCUUCUCCGAGACUGGCGCGGGCAAACACGUUCCUCGCUGCGUUAUGGUUGACCUGGAACCUACAGUUGUUGAUGAGGUGCGCACUGGUACCUAUCGCCAGCUCUUUCAUCCUGAGCAGCUGAUUUCAGGAAAGGAAGAUGCAGCCAACAACUUCGCACGGGGCCAUUAUACCAUCGGAAAAGAGAUCGUUGACCUUGUGCUGGAUCGCAUUCGGAAGCUUGCAGACAACUGCACUGGCUUGCAGGGCUUUUGCGUCUACAAUGCGUGCGGCGGCGGCACAGGGUCCGGCCUUGGAUGUUUGAUGUUGGAGAGAUUGUCCGUGGACUAUGGCAAGAAGAGCAAGAUCUCCUUCACGGUUUGGUGCUGCCCGCAGGUGGCUACCGCUGUGGUAGAGCCCUACAACACGGUUCUGUGCGUCCACUCAUUGUUGGAGCACACCGAUGUCACCAUCAUGUAUGACAACGAGGCGCUCUACGACAUUUGUCGCAGGAAUCUGGACAUCGAGCGGCCCACCUAUACCAACCUCAACCGUUUGAUCGCACAGAUCAUCUCCAGCUUGACCGCUUCUCUCCGCUUCCAUGGCGCUCUCAACGUCGACAUCACGGAGUUCCAGACCAAUUUGGUACCUUACCCGCGAAUCCACUUCAUGCUCACCUCCUAUGCGCCAGUGAUCUCUGCUGAGAAGGCAUACCAUGAGCAGCUGUCCGUGGCGGAGAUCACGAUGUCAGUCUUUGAGCCGGCUUCCAUGAUGGUGAAGUGCGACCCUCGUCACGGCAAGUACAUGGCAUGCUGCAUGAUGUAUCGCGGUGACGUGGUGCCCAAGGAUGUGAAUGCGGCAGUGGCGACCAUCAAGACCAAGCGCACCAUUCAGUUUGUGGAUUGGUGCCCCACUGGCUUCAAGUGCGGUAUCAACUACCAGCCACCCACUGUAGUGCCAGGAGGCGAUUUGGCCAAGGUCAUGCGUGCGUGCUGUAUGAUCUCCAACUCCACUGCAAUUGCAGAGGUCUUCUCGCGCAUUGACCACAAGUUCGACCUGAUGUACUCCAAGCGUGCCUUUGUGCACCACUACGUGGGUGAAGGCAUGGAAGAGGGUGAGUUCUCGGAAGCUCGGGAAGACUUGGCCGCCUUGGAGAAGGAUUACGAAGAGGUUGGCAUCGAAACAGCCGAAGGUGAGGGUGAGGAGGAAGGCUAUGGUCAGUUGGCAGUGAAGAGUCAACAUGUGAAGAGCUACCUUUGGGUCUUCAUCAACUGCUUGGUGGAGAAUCCAGCCUUUGACUCCCAGACCAAAGAAACGCUCACGAGCAAGCGGGAGAGGUUCGGCUCUGCCUGCCGCUUGCCAGAAGACCUGCUGACGCAGGUGCUGGAGAGCGGUCUGUUGGAAUCUCUACAGGAGUGGUCCAAGGCCAUGGGCAAGAGCGAGCUGGCGCAACACUUGAAUCGAAGUGACCUAGGUCUGCAGAAGCGCCUCUUUGGGGUGCCGAAGUUGGAAGAUGCCAACAUGGCGGGCACCAAGGAGGGGUCCAGCUGCACGCUGAUCUUGACGGAGGGGGACUCCGCCAAGGCGCUGGCUGUGGCCGGCUUGUCAGUGGUGGGCCGCGAUCGCUACGGGGUCUUCCCCUUACGGGGGAAGCUGCGCAAUGUGCGGGAACUCACCGUGAAGCAGAUGUUGGAGAACAAGGAGAUCGACCAGGUGCUCAAGAUCAUGGCCUUGGAUGCCACCAAGGACUAUCAGGAUGCGAGAGGUCUACGAUACGGUUCCAUUAUGAUCAUGACGGACCAGGAUCACGAUGGCUCGCACAUCAAGGGCCUCAUCAUCAACUUCAUCCACCACUGGUUUCCAUCCUUGCUCAGGCUUCCAGGCUUCUUGAAAGAGUUCGUCACGCCCAUCGUGAAGGUAACCAAAGGCGAAGAGACCAAGACCUUCUUCACCUUGCCGGAGUAUGAAGCCUGGAAAGAGGCCACCAAGGACAGCCACACCUGGAAGUGCAAGUACUACAAAGGUCUUGGAACCAGCACCAGCGCCGAAGCCAGAGAGUACUUCGCUGAUCUUCACGACCAUGAGAUUCAGUUCACCUAUACCGGAGGUCAGGACGAUGAUCUCAUUGACAUGGCCUUCGCGGCCAAACGGUCGGAUGAUCGGAAGGCCUGGAUCUCGCGCCUGGAGGAGGGCACUUUUGUGGACCACUCGCAGCCAACGUUGAGCUAUUCCGACUUCGUCGAGAAGGAGCUCUCGCUGUUCGCCAAGUAUGACGUGGAGCGGGCGGUGCCCUGCUUGGUGGACGGCCUCAAACCAGGGCAGCGGAAGGUGCUCUUCGGUUGUUUCAAGAAGAAGCUCACCGGGGAGAUUAAGGUGGCGCAGCUCUCAGAUUUUGGACUCCUCCCUAUCCUUUUCGAGAACUUCGACCCCGAACUCGGCGUGGUGUUGAGGCAUCCCGAACUCGGCGUGGAUGCCUGGAAAUGGACUCUUCACCCCAUCCUCAAUCAUCCUCGACUCACAGAUCCGUGUUUUGGGACAUCGAUUUGUUGGGCAAAACUCACGGCCCGCUCCGUUUGGGGCAUCCGUUUGGGCCCUCUCCGCUCCGUGGACGAGUCCCGCGCGCGCGCCUUUUAUCGCCUUGCAGGCUACGUGGCGGAACAGAGCGCGUACCAUCACGGUGAAAGCUCCCUACAGGUGACGACCGGACGACGCUCCUGUCCGACCGUGAUUCGGGAUGGAGGGAUGGACCGUGAUCAGCAUUGGGAACGUGUGGCGUGA
Molecule: messenger RNA, 2805 nt
Organism: Durusdinium trenchii
Lineage: Eukaryota; Dinophyceae; Suessiales; Symbiodiniaceae
Source: the annotation of a GenBank genome assembly